This is a messenger RNA of Anopheles bellator, 498 nucleotides long. RefSeq names its product bifunctional peptidase and arginyl-hydroxylase JMJD5 (gene JMJD5). Gene Ontology annotation, cellular component: nucleus. NCBI's taxonomy places the organism in Eukaryota, Metazoa, Arthropoda, Insecta, Diptera, Culicidae. The record is from RefSeq and is a predicted model, not a curated record. The transcript has 2 exons. Gene Ontology annotation, molecular function: histone H3K36 demethylase activity. Bases 1 to 498 code for a protein of 165 amino acids.
AUGAAGUUUGGCGAAUUCCUUCAGCAAACCCUGUCCAACGAUCUGGACGGGUCCACCGGUCCGGUUGCUUAUCUGGCGCAGCAUGAUUUGUUCGAUCAAAUUCCGGCCCUUCGGCGUGACAUCGUCGUGCCCGAUUAUGUUGGGCGCACGGACACUGUUCCCCGCAUCAAGGCUUGGCUCGGUCCGCGGGGAACUGUUUCGCCGCUACACACCGAUCCCUGUCACAAUCUGUUGUGUCAGGUGUUCGGCAGUAAGCUUGUCAUUCUCGCCCGACCCGAAGACACAGCAAACCUGUAUCCGCACGAUCACUUUAUACUGAACAACACGUCCCGAGUCGAUGCCCGGCACCUAGACUACGAGCGAUUUCCGCUGCUGAAGGAGGUACGCUUCUACCGUCUGACGCUGCACCGCGGCGAAGCGCUGUACAUACCCCCAAAGUGGUGGCAUUAUGUGGAGUCCCUGUCACCGAGCUUCUCGGUUAGCUUUUGGUUUGAAUGA